Penicillium angulare is the source of this 339-nucleotide messenger RNA. RefSeq names its product ankyrin repeat domain-containing protein. The transcript has a single exon. The coding region runs from base 1 to 339 and encodes 112 amino acids. Lineage: Eukaryota; Fungi; Ascomycota; Eurotiomycetes; Eurotiales; Aspergillaceae. The record is from RefSeq and is a predicted model, not a curated record. Gene Ontology annotation, molecular function: protein binding.
AUGUUGCUUCGAUCAGGCCUCAUUGAUAUUCAUGCAAGGGAUCUCCUCAAUCGAACACCUCUAUUAUUAGCUGCAGAGUCGGGGCAUGAAUCUGUUGUGGAACUAUUGCUGGCAAAAGGAAAUGAAGAUUUGAAUGUUGAGGAAAAUAGGCAUGGCCGAACGGCGCUCAUGAAGGCAGCAGAGGAGGGCCAUAAACGCAUUGUGAAACGAUUACUUCAGAUGGAAGACAUCGACGUGGAGGGCUGUGAUUACGAGGGAAAUACAGCAUUAGCACUUACUGUUCGAAAUGGCCAUAAAGCGGUGGCCAAAUUGCUGCGAAGGCAUACCGAGUCCCGGUAG